Molecule: messenger RNA, 2562 nt
Organism: Adineta ricciae
Lineage: Eukaryota; Metazoa; Rotifera; Eurotatoria; Adinetida; Adinetidae
Source: the annotation of a GenBank genome assembly
AUGAAAAGAUUGAUUGAUCUUGUACAUUUCAUUAUCUUACUGAUUAGUUUUUAUGUCAAUCGAUAUGAUUGUUCAAGAGAUGACAUUUCAAACGCAUUUACCUAUGGAACAGCUUUACCACCGUUUGGCUCAGUCGAAAAGAGUAAGAUUGUGCGUCGAUCAGUGACGAAAACUAAAUGCGGAAAAGAUCUGACCUGUCUAAAUGGUGGCAAAUGCAAAGACAAUCACUGUCAAUGUCCAGACAAUUUUAUGGGACAUGAUUGCAGUAUAGCACGAUGUGACCGACAUUGGUGUUCGCAAACAGGAGGAAAGUGUACCAAUAAAAAAGUUUGUCAAUGCUCAAGAAAAUUUGGUGGACCUGAUUGCAGCGGUGUCAGAUGCGGUAACAGUACCACAAAUAGUUUACUUUGUUUCAACGGCGGCAGUUGCAGUAAUACUACGGAAACCUGCCAAUGUCGUUCAGGUUAUCAAGAUGAUGGUACAGGGUGUUUAAAACAGCAAUGUGCAAACGGAGGUUCAUGUUAUACAAAUAAUGGUGUUUGCACAGAUAGUGGAUGUAAAUGUCGAUCGAACGCAACGACUGGAUCAGAUUGUUCACAAAGUGUAUGUGGAAAAUCUGGUUUUGUUUGUUACAAUGGAGGAUUUUGUACGGAUAACAAGCAUUGUCAAUGUUUGAAUGGGUGGACUGGUGUAAAUUGCAAUGGGCGAAAAUGUCCCGGAUUUAAGGAUUUGGUCUGUUAUUCUGCCUUCUGCCCAGCGAUUGGUAGUGCACCAGUAUGUCAAUGCCCAGGACAUUUAAAAGGACGAGAUUGCUCUGGAAUAACAUGUGGAGAUAAAGGACUAGCCUGUUAUAAUGGUGGCACAUGUCAUGCAAUGACGUCAACAUGUUUAUGUCUGGCUGGAUUCGGUGGGCCCGAUUGUCGUGCAGUUCAAUGUGCCGGACAUCCAAGUUUGUUUUGUUAUAACGGCGGAUGUCCACCAGCUAGUCAUGGUCCUGAUACCAAAUGUAUUUGCUCAGAUCAAUAUACUGGUUCUGAUUGUUCACAAUUCAUGUGCAGUCAUAGUGCGGUCACAUGUUAUAAUGGUGGUCAGUGCAUCGACGGACGAACAUGUACUUGUCCACCAGGAUACGGAGGAACAGAUUGUCGUGGAAUUCCAUGUGGCACGGGAUUUUGCUAUCAUGAUAGUAAAUGUCUAAUCGAUCAGAAAACAGGAGAAUCACAAUGCCAUUGCUCUGGUAAUUAUACGCUUUUGGAUUGCUCAGCUGAACAAUGUCCAGAAAACGGUCCACUGUGUUACAACGAUGCAAUUUGUGAAAGAGAUGAUGACGGCAAAUACAUCUGUCAAUGUGUAGGACAAUGGGGAGGAGCUGAUUGUUCAGCAACUUCAUGUCAUCACGCUCUAUGUUACAAUGGAGGCUAUUGUGAUGAUAAAAAUGAUAUUUGCGUAUGUAUCAAUGGCUGGCACGGAAUCGAUUGUCGAGCAAGAGCAUGUGAACCCAACGGUCUUGUCUGUCACAAUGGUGGACUAUGUAUCAUAUCAGCUAAUGCUAACUUUAUCUGUCAAUGUGAACAUCCAUGGACAGGACCAACGUGUGAAGAACAGAUUUGCGGCGUCAGUGGUCUCAUAUGUCGAAACAGUGGUACUUGUUCCUUGACUCACACAGAUUCACAUACAAUACCAUCCUGUACAUGCCCAUUUGGCUUUGCCGGCGAUGACUGCUCAGCUGUGGUAUGUGGAUCCGAAGGCAAUGCUUGUUUUAACAAUGCUUACUGCAAUGAGACCACAGGAACUUGCGUUUGUCCUCCACCACUUACCAGCGAUGAUUGUCGUGGCAACAUUUGUGGUGCUGGCACAGCAAAUAGCAUCGUAUGUCAAAACGAUGGUGUCUGCGUUCUCACCCGUGAAGGUGAAUGGACAUGUAAUUGUACACGUGGAUGGACAGGCCCAUAUUGUAUGUUACAUUUAUGUGGUGAUGAUUUAUCGUCAAGUUUAAUGUGCACACACGAAGGAACAUGCGUACAUUCAGCAACAACAGGCGCUUAUUCAUGUUCAUGCCAAUCACAAUGGGCAGGUAUUGAUUGUUCUGGUAUGCGAUGCUUAGAGCCCGAUAUAAUUUGCUACAAUCAAGUUGAUUACAAUCCGGAAAUAUGUACACCGAAAGGAUGCGAUUGCCUUAACGAUGGAUACGGAGCAGACUGUAGAGGUGUUCGAUGUGGCCUUGAACCAGGCCGAUGUUACAAUGGAGCCGUAUGUGUCGAUCCGCAACAUAGUCUUUGUUCUGCAUGUCCACUUGGUGUAAGCGGCAGUGACUGUUCAAUAAUGGUUUGCCCCAGUGUUAAAAGUGGCUUCUGCUACAAUGGUGGUGUUUGUGUUAAUGGAACGACUUGCUUAUGUGGUCAUCGAAGUGAAUGGUCAGGUGCUGAUUGUUCAGAAAAGCAAUGCUCUGGAAAUUAUAAAUGCCUAAAUGGAGGUUCAUGUGGUAAACAUGCUUCAAUGCACAAAUGCAUCUGUCCAUCGGCAUAUGAAGGCGAAUUGUGUGAAAAAGUAGUCGAAUAUUAA